Molecule: messenger RNA, 1020 nt
Organism: Quercus robur (English oak)
Lineage: Eukaryota; Viridiplantae; Streptophyta; Magnoliopsida; Fagales; Fagaceae
Product: NAC domain-containing protein 1
Exons: 3
Coding region: 129-986 (285 amino acids)
Biological process (GO): regulation of DNA-templated transcription
Molecular function (GO): DNA binding
Source: RefSeq, a predicted model, not a curated record
CAUUUCAAACACUCCUACAUUUCUUUCUAUACCCUUUUUUUUCUUACUUCCUUCUUAUCCUUGUAGUCCAAGAAAUCCCAAAAAAAAAAAAAACUAUUCCAAAGUUUUGGAAAACUUUGAAUAGAUUAAUGGAGGGCAGAGCUAGAUCUGACCUUCCUCCUGGUUUUAGGUUCCACCCAACUGACGAGGAAUUGAUCAUAUAUUAUCUUAGGAACCAAGCAACCUCAAAGCCAUGCCCUGUAUCAAUAAUCCCUGAGGUCGAUAUUUACAAAUUUGAUCCAUGGCAAUUGCCCGAAAAGGCAGAAUUUGGAGAGAAUGAAUGGUACUUCUUCACUCCUCGUGAUAGGAAAUACCCAAAUGGAGUGAGGCCAAAUAGAGCAACUGUGUCUGGAUAUUGGAAAGCCACAGGCACAGAUAAGGCUAUCUAUAGUGGUGCUAAGUAUGUUGGGGUGAAGAAAGCUCUUGUGUUCUACAAGGGUAGACCACCAAAGGGUAUAAAGACUGAUUGGAUUAUGCAUGAAUAUCGCUUAACCGAUUCGCGAAAACAACCCAAGAAGCUUUUGGGAUCCAUGAGAUUGGAUGAUUGGGUCCUAUGUAGGAUCUAUAAGAAGAGGCAUCUGGCCAAAGUUUUGGACCCAAAAGUGGAAGAAUCACUGCCUGCUCCAAUUGAUGUAACAUUGCCAAAUGAUGCUAUUGAUCAAAAUAUGUCAAAAUUCCCAAGACCCUGCUCACUUACUCAUCUAUUGGAUUUGGAAUACUUGGGCCCAAUUUCCCAACUUUUAUGUGACAAUUCAUACAAUUCAAACUUUGAUUUCCAAAACUUCAUUGGCAAUGCUGGGACUGACAAUGCUGAGAGACCCCAGCAAGGAGAAAUACAGUACCAACAAUAUAUGGAUUCAGGGAAGUUCCAAUUGAAUCAGGGUGGCAUCUUUAGCCAACCCACGUUUCUGAAUCCAGUGUAUGAUAUGCGUGGCUUUGAACGCUAAAAGAAAUGAAAAUUGGCCUGGUUUCAUAUAACAA